Messenger RNA from Sardina pilchardus (European sardine), 2396 nucleotides. RefSeq names its product cytochrome P450 2D26-like. The transcript is spliced from 9 exons. Gene Ontology annotation, biological process: xenobiotic metabolic process. Gene Ontology annotation, molecular function: oxidoreductase activity, acting on paired donors, with incorporation or reduction of molecular oxygen, reduced flavin or flavoprotein as one donor, and incorporation of one atom of oxygen; iron ion binding; heme binding. Gene Ontology annotation, cellular component: intracellular membrane-bounded organelle; cytoplasm. The record is from RefSeq and is a predicted model, not a curated record. The coding region runs from base 61 to 1539 and encodes 492 amino acids. NCBI's taxonomy places the organism in Eukaryota, Metazoa, Chordata, Actinopteri, Clupeiformes, Clupeidae.
UUAAAUCAUCAGUGGUGCAGAACGCUCUCUCCCUCACACACACACACACACACACUCGGCAUGGUGGGAGCUGUGGUCGUGCUGUGGCUAGGUGUCUGCCUGCUGCUGCUGUGGCUGCUGAAGGGGUCGCGACCCCCAGGCUUCCCCCCGGGCCCCGCACCUCUUCCUCUCAUCGGCAACCUGCUCCAGCUCGACCCCCAGAACCCCCUGAAGACCCUGCGCAAGCUGGCUGAGCAGUACGGUCCUGUGUUCAGUCUGUAUAUAGGCACUCGUCCGGUGGUGGUGUUGGAUGGUCAGCAGGCUGUGAGAGAGGCACUGGUCACCAAAGCUGUGGAGUUCACCGGACGCCCCGACCACAUCAUGAUCAGCCACAUGGCAGAGGGGAAAGGGGUGAUCCUGGCGGACGCUGGCCCUAGCUGGCGAGAGCACCGACGCUUUGCUCUGUCCACGCUGCGGAACUUUGGUCUGGGCAAACGCAGCAUGGAGCAGCGCAUCCUGGAGGAGACCACACACCUCUGCACCUUACUGGAGAAAAGUGCAGGAGGCUGUAUGGACCCUCAGCAUCUGUUCCACCAUGCGGCGUCCAACAUCAUCUGUUCCAUCAUCUUCGGCUCGCGCUUCCACUACGACGACCCCUACUUCCAGACCCUCAUCACCAUGAUGGAGGAGAUCAACAAGCUGGCUAUCGGGCCCUGGGCCAUGCUGUAUGACGUGGCUCCAGUGUUGCGGGGCCUCCCCCUGCCCUUCAGGAAGGUGUUCCAGUACUACCAGCGCCUCAGGCAGCACAUGCACACGGUCAUCACACAGCACCAGGGCACGGCACACACACACGCGCCCAGAGACAUGAUAGACUGCUACCUGCAGGAGAUGCACAAGAGGGCAAGUGAUGGGUCCUCAUUCGAUGACUCCCACAUGGAGAGUUUGCUGAUCGACUUGUUCAUCGCUGGAACAGACACAACCUCCAACACACUUCGCACGGCUUGCCUCUACCUGAUGACACACACACAUAUACAAGAGCAGUGUCAUGAGGAGAUUGCGGGCGUGCUGGGCGGUCGUGAGUGUGUGUCGUUUGAGGACCGGCACAGCAUGCCGUACGUGCAGGCGCUCAUUCACGAGGCCCAGCGGGUCGGAGACGUCGUCCCCCUCAGUGUGUUCCACACUGCCACCACACACACACACCUGCACGGAUACACCAUCCCCAAGGGCACGAUGAUCAUCCCUAACCUGUCCUCUGUGCUGAGUGAGGAGAGCCAGUGGAAAUUCCCUCAUGAGUUUAACCCUCACAACUUCCUGAAUGAGCAUGGAGAGUUUGUCAAACCUGACGCCUUCCUUCCCUUCUCAGCAGGCUCGCGAGUGUGUCUCGGGGAGAAUCUAGCCCGGAUGGAACUCUUCCUCAUCCUGGUGACGGUGCUGCGUCGGUUCCAGCUGGUGUGGCCAGACGAUGGGGGCGUGCCCGACUACGAGCUCAUCUUCGGGGCCACGCAGUCCCCCAAACCCUACCGCAUGGGCGUCCGCUCACGACCACGCGCUGGGAUCUAGAACCUCCAUCCAGAGCUACUCCUGCCUGCUGAUUCUAGAACAUUCAUCCAGCUCUACUUUUGCCUGCUGAUUCUAGAACAUUCAUCCAGAUCUAUUUUGCCUGCUGAUUCUAGAACAUCCCUCUAGAGCUACUCCUGCCUGCCGAUUCUAGAACAUCCAUCCAGAUUUGAGGUGCGUUACACCGUGUCCUAACUGCAAGCGACACGACCGAAUGCGUGCGACAAAAUCAGUUCCAUCUCUGUAUUGUCAAUUGGAAUGUCCUGACUGAAUGCGAUGUGACCGAACGCGACAAGUUGCUUUGCUACGCGACUUCUUCAACCCUGUUUUGUUGCGCUGUCCGUUCCUAUUUUAGUCGCGUCGCGCCGCCUUGACAUUAACUUCUUCACGACGUGCGAUCGUUUGCGAACGUCUGAGGAGGUGGUACGUCACGAACAUACAGUGGAACUGGACGUGAGUGAACGCAACAAUGCAAUUACUGUUAGAAUGGAAUGUUAACACCAAAUUGCUCAAAUUGUUCCAAGAAAACAUGUUCCCCAUAAGCGUUUGUCACUGUUUGCCAAAUUUGAACGCACCUCAGAUCUCCUCCUGCCUGCUGAUUCUAGAACAUCAAUCCAGAUCUCAUGGGCACGUGCAGCUUCCUAUAAUGGGAGUCGUUUCUGUAAUGUGUAACACUGUAGAAGGCUUAAACCAGGGUGCACCUUAAUUCAUGUACGAUAAUAACACUUUCUCAAUCAGUAAUUCAAUUCUAUGUUGUGUAAUUUUUUUACAAUCUAAAAUGUUGUUCCUGUUAUAAAACCAUGGUUUAUGAAUGAAACAUGGAAAACUGGGCAUCAAAAAAUAAAAACAAUACAAUGGUU